Staurois parvus is the source of this 513-nucleotide messenger RNA. The record is from the annotation of a GenBank genome assembly. NCBI's taxonomy places the organism in Eukaryota, Metazoa, Chordata, Amphibia, Anura, Ranidae.
AGUCUGGCACAGGUGUACAGGCUCCUCCCCCUCAGUCUUGCACAGGUGUACCUGCUCCUCCCCCUCAGUCUUGCACAGGUGUACCGACCCUCCCCUUCAGUCUUGCACAGGUGUACAGGCUCCUCCCCCUCAGUCUUGCACAGGUGUACCAGCUCCUCCCCCUCAGUCUGGCACAGGUGUCCCGGCUCCUCCCCCUCAGUCUUGCACAGGUGUACCUGCUCCUCCCCCUCAGUCUUGCACAGGUGUACCGGCUCCUCCCCCUCAGUCUUGCACAGGUGUACCGGCUCCUGCCCUUCAGUCUUGCACAGGUGUCCUGGCACCUCCCCUUCAGUCUUGCACAGGUGUACCGGCUCCUCCCCUUCAGUCUUGCACAGGUGUACCUGCUCCUCCCCUUCAGUCUUGCACAGGUGUCCCGGCUCCUCCCCUUUCAGUCUUACACAGGUGUACCGGCUCCUCCCCUUCAGUCUUGCACAGGUGCAUCGGCUCCUCCCCUUCAGUCCUGCACAGGUGUAC